Molecule: messenger RNA, 1410 nt
Organism: Dermatophagoides pteronyssinus (European house dust mite)
Lineage: Eukaryota; Metazoa; Arthropoda; Arachnida; Sarcoptiformes; Pyroglyphidae
Product: fatty acyl-CoA reductase 1-like
Biological process (GO): long-chain fatty-acyl-CoA metabolic process
Cellular component (GO): peroxisome
Molecular function (GO): alcohol-forming very long-chain fatty acyl-CoA reductase (NADP+) activity
Source: RefSeq, a predicted model, not a curated record
UAANCUACUGGUUUUUUUUCAUUUCAAAUCAUUCAUAAUCAUUGAAUCAUAAUGACGAUUUCGAUCAGUGAAUUUUAUAGCAAUCGUUCUGUUUUAAUUACCGGUGGUAGUGGUUUUAUUGGUAAAGUUUUGAUUGAAAAAUUACUUCGUUCUUGUCCGAAUAUUGGCCAUAUUUAUUUGUUGAUUCGAACGACAAAUCGUAAUGGAAAACAACUCGAUUCAGAACAACGAUUAAAACAACAAAUAUUGAAUUCAAAAUUGUUUAAUUUGCCUACUUCAAAAAAUCUAGAUUUUAGUAAACUUGUCGCCAUUUCGGGUGAUAUGACAAUGCCGAAUUUAGGUCUUACCGAACAAGAUCGUCAAAAACUUAUUGAAGAAAAGGUGUAUUCAUUGAAACAAGAUGUUAACAAAAUAAUCGAUCAAAUCAUUGAAAAAGAUGAUGAUAAAAACCCAAUCAAAGGUGAUCCAAUACUUUAUGGUAGACCGAAUCCCUAUACGGUUUCCAAAGCUUUGACCGAAUGUCUGAUAGAGAAAAAAUAUUCUGAUCUACCGGUUGUAAUUUGUCGACCAUCAAUAGUAUCUUAUGCAUAUAAUGAACCAACAAGAGGCUGGUGUGAUAGUCUUAAUGGAAUUUCUGGACUGAUACUACUGGGAAGUUUAGGCAUUAUUCAAGUACUAACGGUUGAUCAUGAUAAAUUGACCGAUUUAAUUCCAGUAGAUUUUGUUGCAAAUUCAUUGAUUGUAAUUGGAUAUCAUUCAAGAAUGCCAUCCACAGAAAAGAAAAAUGUCAUAAAUAUUACAUCGGGAGCAAAAAAUCCAGUUACUUGGAGAAAAAUAGUUAACUCGGUAUCUGAUAAAGUAUCUUCGACGCCAUCAAUAAGAAUGGUACGACCAACGAAUAAGCUAAGAAUCAAUUCAACUGUCAUCGGUCGAAUGCACCAUUAUUUUCGUUCAUUCUUUUUUCAUUUUCUUUUUGCUUAUAUUUUUGAUUUUCUACUAAUCGUCAUCGGUCAGAAACGAUAUAUGGUUAAAACAAUGAAACGAAUCCAAAAAUAUUGUGAUGUUUACCGUCAUUUUCUCAAUAAUGAAUGGCUAUUUAAACAUAAUCAUUAUGAUCAAAUAUAUCGAACAUUAUCGGUUGAAGAUCAAUUACGAUUUCCAUCGGAUGUAUCAACAAUCGAUUGGAAUGAAUAUUCAAACACGAUUUGGAUCGGUACACGACGAUAUCUAUUAAAUGAAGAUGAUUCAACUAUUAAACAAGCAAUUCAUCGACAACGAAAAAUCAACAUCAUUUUUGGAUUAAUUCAUUUUUUCGUUUACUUAUUUAUGAUGAUCAUACCUUGCAUGUUUGCCAUUAUAUUUCCAAUCAGAAUGAUAUUAGCAAAUCAUUCGUAAAAAAAUAUUCAUUCU